Ascoidea rubescens DSM 1968 is the source of this 3519-nucleotide messenger RNA. RefSeq names its product Fus2p (gene FUS2). Gene Ontology annotation, molecular function: guanyl-nucleotide exchange factor activity. NCBI's taxonomy places the organism in Eukaryota, Fungi, Ascomycota, Saccharomycetes, Ascoideales, Ascoideaceae. Bases 499 to 3333 code for a protein of 944 amino acids. The record is from RefSeq and is a predicted model, not a curated record. The transcript has a single exon.
UCCGCGUCGACAUGCAGUAGCCUUAUUUUCAGAAUAACUGAAACAUUUCAAAAGACUUUGGAAGCGAUUUUGAACUGUUCUCAGAGAGAAUUACGAUAUAUCGCCAGACAAUUUACGUUUUGGAUCUGGGCUGUCAAACUUUGCUGAAAAGCUAUUUGUAGCUUAUUUUGGUUAUUGCAUUUCUGGACUUUGGUUGGUGGAUCAGUCCAACAGACGUGUUUUUUGAUUUAUCGUAAUUUAUUUAACUCGAGUUUUUGAUAUGUAGCUGACAUGGAAUGAUUUGGAAUGGGCCAGUAGAUUAUAUUUUGGGUGUUUAAUCUGCUUAUAUUAGUUGAAAAUCUCUACUUAUCACUUAGACUCCAGAUUACUUCAUUUUAUUUCAUUUUAUUUCAUUUCAAGUAAAGUAAAGUAAUGCCUUUUUUGAGCAACUUUUUAAAAUCAACUAUCAAUAGUAUUUGCAACUAAUCUUAAUUAAAUUGAAAGGAAAAAUUGAAAAACAUGAUGAAAAGUAUAACUUCAUCUCACUAUUCACAGUCUUUGAAAUAUCAAUCUGAUAUUUUAUCAACAAAUAUAAAAAAUUGCAUAACUGAUAAUAAACCUAAUCCCAAGUCUAAUUUUAAUGGUAAUAACAGCUCUAUUUCUGAUGAGGAGGAUGAUCUAUAUUGUCCAACCUGGUUAAAAAACAGAAACAACUAUAAAAAACAAUUAGAAAGAGAAAGAAUGUUUGGUGGCUAUAGAAAUGGGUUUUCUCAAAGACAGAGAGAAAACCCCAAAAAUGUUCCUGCUCCUUUGGAAUUGGUUUCCACUACUUUUAAAGACUACUUUCCAUCAGAUAUUACUUGUACAGUCAACCAAAUCAAUAAAAAUCAAAAUUUUAAAAAGGGAAACAAUAGUAAAAACUCAACUGAUAAAAAUCAAUUUUUGGCUGCAAAUGUCAAUCCCUAUGCAUUUCCUGGCUGGGAAAUGAUGUCCCAAAAUACAGAUAAAAAAAAUAAUAGUAUUCAUGGUGCUGAAGAGGAAAUCAUACAAAGCAAAAGAACCAUUGAUCAAGAAAAUGCUAGGAAUAAAGAACCUGAUUAUAAAAACUAUACAUACAAUCAAUUUUAUAAAGACAAAGACACCAUAGGUCUUGAUCUCAAAAAUGAAAGUUUUGCAAAAGUGUUCGAUAUUCAUGACGAUGUUAUUCCAAGUCCAAAGAGACUCAAAUCUCCCAUCACCAUGUGCAACUCUUACUUGAUAAAUAAACCCAACCUAAAUGAUUUGGAUAAUAAAUAUCAAAAUGGAAAGUUAAUUCAGUCUUUUAGAUCAAAAAUUAACCAGAUGGCACAAAAUAACAUUUCUGAUACAAAUUCAAACUAUAAUCUAAUGUCAAUAUAUGAAACAAAUAUUAUAGAAUUAAUUGCUUCUGAAAUUGCAUAUAAAAGAGAUUUGUCAAUGAUCAUUGAUAUUUAUUUAAAUUUUUCAAACACCUCUUCCAUUUACAAAAAUAUUUUAAAUUCUAAUGAAAAGAAAAUUAUUUUUAGUAACAUUCAAAAAAUUCAUGAUUUAACGGAUAGAUUUUUAAGUAAUUUUUUAGAUUUUUUUAAAAAUGCUGUUAAUUAUGAUAGUCAAAGCGAUUCUUCAAGCAAUUGUAGUUCUCUUUUAGACUCAAACGAUGUUGCAAAUGCCCCUCCUUUACUUUCUUUAUUAUCUCCACAAAAUAUUCCCGAUAAAGUUAUUGCAUCUCCUGUCAAGCCUAAUUUUAAAUUAUCAAAACAAGCUAUUGAACUAUUAGAGCCAAAUAAUGUAACUUCAUUUCAGAUAAAAUAUCUUAUUCAGGAUCCCAAGCUCAAGGACAACUGUAAAGAGCUAAACAUUGGUGGCUAUUUGGUUGAGUUUUUCAAUGAUGAAUUUUUAGAUUCUUAUAUUUACUAUCUUAAUAAUCACAAAAAACAAAUUGAAGAGCUAAAGAAAAAAAUCAAGUUUUCAGAGCCAAUUGUUCAAAAAUGGUUGAAUGAGUGCAAAUUUUUUACAAAAUCCAAAACAAAUAUUUGGGAUUUUGAAAGUUUGUUAAAUAAACCCAUCCAAAGAAUAGUUAAAUACAAAUUACUAGUUAAUAAUUUGAUAAGUAGCUAUUGUGUAGAGCUUGGAUCAAAAAAUGACGUUGAUAAUGAUAAAAUUUUGGAAGAUUUGAAUACCGCAAGAGAAGAGAUUUACGAAAUCCAUGAGAAAAUUGUGACGAGAAAAAACCAAAUAACUACCACUUUUGAUGCUACUUAUAAUGGAACUAUGGAUGACCAAAGGACAUUGAAUAGAAGCAAAAGUACAUCAAAUGCUAGUUGUAAUCAGAGUCAAGUGCUGAAUGACUUUAGUGAUUUAUUUUCCGAAAUUCUACCUGCAGUUUCUUCAGUAUCUUUUUUAUUUGCAACUUCUAAAAAGAAUAAUAGAAUCACAAGUUCAAUCAUCACAAAAAAGAUUAAUGAUACCGUUAAAUUAGCACCAAAAUCCAGACAGGAAUACAUCAGGUUGGUUUUGAUAUUCAAAUUUAAAUAUGAACUUUUGAAAAGAUACAAACAUGAUAUGCUUGAAGUCAUUCAAACAAUUGAAAACUUUAGUAAUUCACAAUUUUCUUUUGCAGAAAGCUGGAGGAUUUUAAUUGAAAUGUUCAAUCCUGAGCUUCCUCGGGAUUUUGAUGCUCAUUUCAUUAAGUCUAGUUAUACGAAUUACCUGGAAAAACUAGGCUCUCAAAAACAAAAAACAAGAGUGGUUAUUCUGUUGAUUGAAGAGAGAAUUAUUCAAAAAUUGACAUCAGCUUUACAAUAUUGCGAUGAGGUUAGAGCAAAGAUUAAUGAUCAUAGAAGCAAACGCAAGGAAUAUGUAAAAUACAUUAAAGAAAACGAAAAGAAAGGUCCUUUCAACAAUAAAUUAUUUGGCCAAAUUAAUGAAGAUGUGAUAGCUAGUGGUCUUGAUUUCAAAAAGUCAAAAAAAUAUGAGGUUUCUGACAAGGCUCAGUCCUAUAUUUACACAGAAAAUAUGGUAAAGGAUGAGCUUCCUCAAAUAAUUCUUCUUUUGGAUGAGUUAGUAAAAAGUUGCUAUUUGUCUUUCAUGAAGAUUUUUGCUGAUGAAUGGUUGAAAGCUGUGCUUAUGGAUAAUAGGAAAAUAGAUCAAAAGAAGCUUUAUCCAGACAGAGCUAUUAUCGAUGCAUACAAUAUGACAGUAAAAUCUACAAAAGAAGCACUUUUAAGAGCCUUGACCAACAAAGAAGAUGUGUUGAGUCGUUUUAAUAAUUCCAAAACCUUUUUUCAGUGUUCCCCAACAAGAAACAACACAUUUAAGUUCCUUUAUGGUGUCUGAAAUUAAUUUCAAACAAUUUACUACCUUAUAGAUUUCUAUUCUCAUUUUGUAUUUUUUGUUACUAUUUAUAUAACCCUUAAAUUCUCUAUAUAUUUCAUUAACUGCCAAAGACCUCACAACCUUUCAUAAACAAUAAACCACAUCUAAAUCACGUCUCUUGAAUCAUACUUCUUGACGUUAAGUAUU